Messenger RNA from Coregonus sp. 'balchen', 4662 nucleotides. The record is from the annotation of a GenBank genome assembly. NCBI's taxonomy places the organism in Eukaryota, Metazoa, Chordata, Actinopteri, Salmoniformes, Salmonidae.
AUGAAUACAUCAAUACAGGAAAGUGGAGACAGGGAUGCUCAACAGGUAGGCUGCUGACUUGCUAUGAUACUAAUAGCUUUACUUUUAUUGAUACUCACGAUUACCACCAUUCUACAACAUGAUGUGUUAAUUGUGUUAAAAUGUGUUAAUUUGACCCUAGAUUGAGAAUGGCGACGGGAAACCGUUGCUUGCUUCACAAAAGGUGGUUGGAGGAGAAGCCAAAAGUUCGAUGAUGUCAGCCUCUUUUAAUUUCAUCAAUUCGAUAAUAGGAUCUGGAAUAAUAGGUAAAUUAGUGUUUAUACAUUGAACUGUGGGAACAUCAUGUUUGUAUUUCAGUGGCACAGCAGAAUAGACCUACUGGUGGCAAUAGUUGCAAUUGACACCCAUCUAGAGAGGGGAGCACCUGUUGCAAGUUACUGUAUAAUAAGUUGAUCAAUCAUUUUACCCAAUAAGAUAAGCAAGUUAUAUAUGUUCGGAACAUGCAGGAUCACAUGAUCUCCUGGGAAUAGAAAACAUCAUAGGACCUACCUCAGCCACAGUGAUCAGCCCCUGGGUGGUUGGCCUCUGCAUCAUAUGACCACUGACAUCAUAAGACUUCUUUUGCACUUCCAAAAUUCUUUCUAAAUUGUAUGACUCAACUAUUUCUGUCAGUUCAAUGAAAACUAAUAAUAUGUAUGUUCUGAAAAUAACAAAAUUGCAUGAUCUGUCAUUUAAUUUGUUUUUCAGGUUUGCCAUACUCCAUGAACCAGGCUGGCCUUCCCCUUGGCAUUUUUCUCCUGGUUUUGGUAGCAUUUAUUACAGGUAGGUUCUGUAAUGGUGACAAUUGUGAUGAACUCCCUUUUAUGAUAAAAUGAACAGCUAACAUUGUGGUGUUGUUCUGUUUCUUCCCUGCAGACUACUCUAUCAUCUUGUUGAUAAAAGGAGGGAAUCUUUCAGGGACAAAUAGUUACCAGUCACUUGUACGUAGCACUUUUGGUAUCACUGGAUUUCUGGUUCUGUCUUUAUUGCAGUUCCUAUACCCUUUCAUAGGUAAGUCUUCAAUUGAGAUUUGAAAGUAAAUCAGAACUACUUACAACCAAGAUUUUAUGAGAUUGAGCAGUCUCAUACAAACUGAUAUACAGGCACAUGGGACUUGGAUUGUAACAUAACCACAGUAUGUGUCUUCCCCAGCUAUGAUCAGCUACAACAUUAUAACUGGUGACACAUUGACCAAAGUAUUUCAGAGACUACCUGGAGGUACAGUAGGGUACAUUGUACUUUAAUGUAAUAUAUCUGAACAUAUAAUCCAGUGACAGUAAAAGAUAGGUCACAGUUUUGAUGAAUUUAGUGUAAACACCAAGGCCACAUUUAUUAUUGUAUGUUGCUCAUUCAUAUUUUUCAUACAUGCUAUUUGCAGUUGGACCAGGCCACAUACUUGCAGAGAGACAUUUUGUCAUCGCAGUAUCCACUAUUCUAUUCACAUUACCCUUGUCUCUUUUCCGGAAUAUAUCAAUGCUGGGAAAGGUAAGACUUAAUCACAUAUUGUCACAUUUAUUUAAGGAGUCAUUGACUCAUUCUGUAAUUUGUGAGCUAAAGCAUCUAUCUAUGUGAUUCCAGGUGUCCUUACUGUCCAUGGUGUUGACUGUUUUCAUCCUCAUCACUGUUAUCAUCAGAGCAUCUACCCUAGGACCACAAAUGUACAUAUAUAUAUAUAUUUUGUUGUUUUGUUAUUUAUAUAUAUAUAUUUUGUUUUUUUGUUUGUUUGUUGUUUUGUUAUAUAUAUAUAUAUAUAUAUAUAUAUAUAUAUAUAUAUAUAUAUAUAUAUAUAUAUAUAUAUGUGUAUGUAUUUAACCUUUAUUUAUACAGGUUUUUCUCAUUGCGAUAAAAUCUAUUUUUCAAGAGAGAUCUGGUCCAACAGCAGCAGGGGGAACAAAGUUUCAGACAAAACAACUUACAUACACUAACACAACAUUGAACAAAACUAUAGACACACAUACAGUACAACAAUUACAUAUUACGUAAAGAAACACGAAUGUCAUAACUAAAAAACAGCUGUCCUAAAGACAAUUACAUUCUUCUAUGAUAUUUACAUCGACCAAGUGUUUAAACUGCACCAACGUGACUAGAUCAUCACAUUUUAAAAUGUUCAGGAGAGAAUUCCAGGACCACCGAGCUGAGCAACUAAAACUAUUUUUACCAUGACCUGUUCUAAUUCUUGGUACUGUUAAAAGCGAAUGAGAAUGGGACCGUAAUUGAUAUUUAUUUACUGACCUGAUUAAAAAAGAACAGGGAUAAAGUGCCAUUUUACCCAGUAUGGCCUUAUAAAUCAGUGUAUUCCAGUGUUUAAGCCUACGCAAGGUCAAUGACGACCAGCCAACGGCGCUGUAGAGAUCACAAUGAUGUGUUAGACGUUUUUGAUUGGUAAUGAACCUGAGGGCCGCAUGAUAUACUGAAUCAAGUGCUCUCAGGGUAGUGUUUGAGGCCUGCAUAUAUAUAACAUCACUAAAAUCUAAAACCACCAGUAAUGUACAUUGUACCAGCUCCUCCCUGGCCUCCAGAGAAAAACAAGCCUUAUGCCGGUAAUAAAAACCUAUUCUCAGCUUGAGCUUCCUUAUCAAGUUCUCCACAUGAACAGUGAAGCUCAGCUUGUCAUCCACCAACACUCCCAAAUAUGUGUACACUUUCACUUGCUCUAUAGUAUGUCCAUCCAAUGUAGCAACGACAUGAUUAGUAACAUGCCUGGCAUUUGAAAAUACCAUUGCAUUUUUUAAAACCCGAAUUCAGAACCAGCUUCAAAUCACAAAGAUUCUGUUGUAUGAUAUUAAAUGCUCUUUGGGCAUUUUCAAAAGCCAAAGAUAAACUACUACCACUUGAAACAGUAUCAUCUGAAUAAAAAUGAACAUCCGCUGUUUCAAUAUGAUCCCCAAUGUUGUUGAUAUCCAAAAUGAACAACAGUGGGCCCAAAAUAGAACCUUGCGGAACACCUAAGCACAACUCUAUGGACUCAGAUUUACAACCAUUACACAUUGUGUACCAUUUGAUAGGUAAUUUAUAAACCAAUCUAGAGCAUGACCAGUAAUACCACAACAUUUUAAACUUUGCACCAACACAGCAUGGUCCACGGUGUCAAACGCCUUCGACAAAUCAAUAAAGGCAGACACACAAUGUAACAUCUUGUCAAGAGCACAGUGGAUGUCAUUAUAUUACUUAACACUGUCAUAAUCUAUUCACUCAUAUGCUAUAUCAUACUCUAAUCCAAUCUGAAACACAUUCUGUUUUUAUUUUACAUUUCAGUCAACUAAACGACUAUUGAAGCAACUUACUCUAGAAUUAUAAAAUCUUAAAAUGGCUAACAAAAUGUUUAUCCAAUGACUUUGUGUCCUUAGUCCCCCUACAGAAAAUGCGUGGGUGUUUGCAAGGUGGAAUGCGAUUCAGGCCGUUGGUGUUAUGUCUUUUGGUGAGUUCUCGACUACAUCUACUAUAUAUGUGUAAAGUACAAUAAAUACUUGUCCGAGACAAAACGGCCCAUACAUGUGUACACUGUCAUAUUGUAUGAUAAUGGAUAUCAGGUUUCAUAAUAGAGGAACUCCACACAAAACAAUCACACAAAAAUGUAAUUUGGACUAUCAAUAGGUUGUAAUACUUUGCCAUAUCCCUUUGUUCCAUAGCCUUUAUCUGCCAUCACAACAGCUUUAUGAUCUACGGGUCUCUGAAGGAACAGAGUCUAAGUAACUGGUCUUGUGUCACCCACAUGUCUGUUGGUUCGGCUAUGAUUGUCAGUAUUCUGUUUGCUGCGACUGGCUAUGCUACCUUCACUGGGUACACACAAGGUAAAACACAACACAUGGAAUCAUAGAACAAUCUUGUGGUGUUAGACCCAAGUGCAUCCCUAUACACACUGCCUAAGGAGUAAAUUUUUCUGAUCGCCUCUUAUAUUUUCAGGUGAUAUCUUUGAAAACUACUGCGGGAACGAUGACCUAGCUACUUUUGGUCGCUUCUGUUUUGGCAUCAGUAUAAUAACAACUUUUCCUCUAGAGUGUUUUGUGACUCGAGAGGUAUGACGUUAUUUAUGCACAUGCCACUUCAUAUGGCACAGGACAGUUUGUUGUGGCGCAAUGUUCAUUGAUUUUAGUGCACAUCACCUGCAAAAAUCAAGUCCUUAUUCUCUCUUUUAUGUUUGUAGGUGGUAUCCAAUGUUUUUUUUAAAGGGUCUCUCAACAACCAUGCCCAUGUGGUGGUCACCUUGCUCAUAGUUGCAGUGUGCACAGCAUUAUCCUUGGCCUAUGACUGUCUGGGUAUUGUUCUGGUGUUGAAUGUAAGCUGGAUGUCCUUUGAUUUGUUGUAACUUAUUUCUCUACUAAAAUUGCAUUGGUAAUCUUUUAAACAGUGUUUUUUGUCUUCCAGGGUGUUGUAAGUGCCACACCUUUAAUUUUCAUCAUUCCAUCAGCUUGCUACCUCAAGCUUUCAACAGAGCACUGGUUCCAAGGUGAAAACCGCAUCCCCUGUCUCAUCCUCAUAGCUGGUGUCUUUGUCAUGACAACUGGUUUGAUAAUGGCGGUCAUGUUCCCCGAAGACUGCUCCCAUGGUGCCGAGAUGUUUUACUGCGCAACUUCCAACCUCUCCAUAACCCCCACACCACCCACUGAGCUACUCUUUCAGAAUUCAACUCAGAAUUCUAGAUGA